Molecule: messenger RNA, 1313 nt
Organism: Prorocentrum cordatum
Lineage: Eukaryota; Dinophyceae; Prorocentrales; Prorocentraceae
Source: the annotation of a GenBank genome assembly
GUUGGAACGACGUCCCCAACGGCGUGAAUCCUGCGCGGGUGUACCGCUUUCGGCAGGAGCCGACAGCGGCCGAGAAGCACGUCUUCCUUCGUGAUGCUGAGCUACUGGCCGAUCAUCGCUGCCGCAUCGUGGCCGCCACGAUUGGUCGCCCCGACCUGCUCACGGCGCCAGGCUUCCGCGCGCUGGUGCCAGGCGGGCCAGGCGGCGCGCCCGCCGCUGCGGGAGGCGCGGCGGCUGGGCCUGCGGCGGCUGCUGGGCCUCGCCCGGGGGUGCUGCAGGGCGUGGCGCCUCAGGCGGCCGCGGCGGACGCUGGCACGCGCUGGCGGGCGGCUCAGUCUCUCGGGGACGUGCGGUACGGCGACGAGGUGCCAGGGCACGUGGCGACGGCAGCUGCGGUGCGCGGGCGCGACCUCCACAUUCUCGCUGACGGGGCCGCCCUGUUCGUCGAGGAGGUGCCGGCGGCGGAGUUGGAGGUCUUCAUGGGGCGCGCUGUGGCAGCAGACGCUCGCGUGAUGCCCGUGAUGCGUACGGGAGCCCGCCGCAAAGUGACGUGGGCGGUCAUGGCUGCGCGCGUUCGUGAGGAGGACUUCGGGCGCGACUGGCUGGUGACGGGCCCGCGGACGACGUUCUGGUGCAUCGAGUUCAUCAACAAUGAGGGGAUGGGCAUCGACGGCCAUCACGAUAGGUUUCGGGCGGUGGCGAAGCUCGAGCCGACGCAGUGGGGCGUGCAAGAGCACUUCCACUGCACGCAGUACAUCCGCCUGCUGUUGCUCUCAGACAAGUGCGACGGCACGAACUUGCAGGCUUGCGAGGCGACCGGAGGGCGCCUUCGCAUGGUCAAUUCGAACGCUCUUCCCUUGGUCGUGAUGAGCCCGCACGUCUGGUUGCUCGCAAUCCUCUUCCUCUGCCAGUACCGCCAGUCUCAUCUGUAUGUGCUGACAGUGGUGGAUUUUUGUCGCGAGGUUGCCGUCAGCGGGUUCAGCAGCGUCACGCUCGCGAUCUCGACGUUCGGAGGGCGGUUGUCGCCCUUAAUUCACUGCAUCGCUCUCCUGACGUUGUGCCGGGCGGAGAGGGCGUCGACACCUCGGAAGCUCUGCGGAGGCUUCGAGCGCCUGGCUUCUACGGCUCCGACGGACGUGAAGCUGGGGAACUACAAUCCCGAUCUGCUCUCGCUGCCGUCCGUGGGGAGCCAUGCGGCUCCGCUCGCGGACUUGUGGGGCGCAGGCGGGCGCAGGCGCGUCGCGGAGUUCGUCCGCGAUAGUGUGCUACCCGCGGGACCGGCGCUGGAGAGGAGGAAGAUGUGCGGCGUGAGG